Trichosporon asahii var. asahii CBS 2479 is the source of this 2010-nucleotide messenger RNA. Its product is annotated as nucleolar RNA m(5)C methyltransferase, Nop2p. The coding region runs from base 1 to 2010 and encodes 669 amino acids. NCBI's taxonomy places the organism in Eukaryota, Fungi, Basidiomycota, Tremellomycetes, Trichosporonales, Trichosporonaceae. The record is from RefSeq and is a predicted model, not a curated record. Gene Ontology annotation, molecular function: rRNA (cytosine-C5-)-methyltransferase activity; RNA binding. Gene Ontology annotation, cellular component: nucleolus. Gene Ontology annotation, biological process: maturation of LSU-rRNA; rRNA base methylation. The transcript has 2 exons.
AUGGGUCGCAAAGCCAGAUUAAAGCAGGCGCCUCCUCAGCCCCUCCCCGGGAGCGACAUGGACAAGAAGAGGAAAAAGAAGGGCUCCGCCGCGCCUAACCCCGCCAAGGCUAUCAAGGCGACCAAGCCUGCCCCGGUUAAGCGCAAGCAGCGCGUCAAGGCUGUCGACCGGGUAGACGACGACAGCGACGAUGAGGACGCUCUUCAGGGAGGUGACUGGUCUUCGGAUGAGGAGGAGGUCCCCAAGAAGAAGCAGAAGAAGUCGAAGGGCAAGAAGAAGGAGGACUCGCCCGACAUCGAGCGUGGAGAGGUUCGCGAGCUCGUCUUCUCCGACAGCGAGGACGAGAUUGAUGCCAACGGCAAGGAGAGCAUGCCCACCGGACAGCACAUGUUUGACCUCGACCAGGCUCCGGAGGACGAGAGCGACGAGGAGGACGAGAUGGAGGACGACGAGUUCGCCUUCCCGGACGACGAGGAGAUGGAGGAGGAUGAUGAGGUCGACAGUGCGUUUGCCUCCAGCGACGAGGGCGAGCCGGAGGAGGCUAUGGACGAGGAUGAGGAGGAGGGCGACGAGGACGGUAUUCAGACCAACCUCGAGGAUGACCUUGAGGACGAGGGCUUCACGCUUCCGGCUGUCGACGGCGUGGUUGAGGAGUACGAGCACGGUGUGUCGCUGCGUGAUGUUGAGAACCGCAUGCGCUGGCUCACGCGGGUGUGCUCGGCCAAGGAUGAGAAGAUCAACGGUGUUGCCGGCAAGUCGCGGUCAGACCACCUCUUGCAGCUCGAGCACGACAUCGCGACGUACUUUGGCUACAACCACUUCCUGGUGAACAAGCUGAUGAAGCUCUUCAACGCCGACGAGGCCCUUGCCUUCUUCGAGUCGAACGAGUCCCCCCGCCCUGUCACCAUCCGCGCCAACACCCUCCGCACACGCCGUCGCGACCUCGCUCAGGCUCUCAUUAACCGCGGCGUCACUCUCGAGCCCAUCGGCAAGUGGUCCAAGGUCGGUCUUCAGGUCUUCGAGUCGCCCGUUCCCGUCGGUGCCACCCCUGAGUACCUCGCCGGCCACUACAUGCUGCAGGCGGCUUCAUCGUUCCUGCCCGUCAUCGCCCUCGCUCCUCAGCCGGGAGAGCGUGUCCUCGACAUGGCUUCGGCUCCCGGAGGAAAGACGACGUACCUCUCCGCGCUCAUGCAGAACACCGGUACCGUCUUCGCGAACGACUCGAACAAGGCGCGUACCAAGUCGCUCACUGCCAACGUGCACCGCAUGGGGUGCAAGAACGUCGUUGUGUGCAACUACGACGCGCGCGAGUUCCCGAGGGUCAUCGGCGGCUUCGACCGUGUCCUGCUUGAUGCGCCGUGUUCCGGAACCGGUGUCAUUUCGAAGGACGCCAGUGUCAAGGUGAACAAGACGGAGAAGGACUUCCAGAUGCUCGCGCACCUGCAGAAGCAGCUUAUCCUUUGUGCCCUGGACUCGAUCAACCCCAACUCCGCUACGGGUGGAUACCUCGUCUACUCGACGUGUUCGAUCACGGUCGACGAGGACGAGAGCGUCGUCGACUACGCGCUUCGAAAACGCCCCCACGUCAAGCUCGUCGAGACCGGACUCGAGUUCGGUGUCCCCGGCUUCACCUCCUUCGAGGGCAAGCACUUCCACCCCUCGCUCUCGCUUACGCGGAGGUACUACCCGCACAAGCACAACAUGGACGGCUUCUACGUUGCCAAGUUCAAGGUCGGCAAGCGUCUCAAGAAGUCGGAGCGCAAGGCUGAGGAGGCCGAGGCCCCUGCCGCCGACGGCGACGUUGAGAUCAACGACGAGGCCAACACGUCUGCAUUCAACGCCGAGGAGGACGAGGAGUACAUCAAGGAGAGCAAGCGCAAGCACCUCCUUAAGACCAAGGGCAUCAAGCUCGCCAAGAAGGGAGGCAAGGAGGAGGAGGAGUCCAAGCCUGAGCCCAAGCCUUCCAAGGCUAAGAAGAGCAAGAAGGUCACCGAGAAGAGGAGGAAGUAG